Molecule: messenger RNA, 665 nt
Organism: Mercenaria mercenaria
Lineage: Eukaryota; Metazoa; Mollusca; Bivalvia; Venerida; Veneridae
Exons: 2
Coding region: 159-665 (168 amino acids)
Molecular function (GO): DNA binding
Source: RefSeq, a predicted model, not a curated record
UAGUAUCGUUGGAGUCCAUAAAAUCGCGGAGACCAUUAAUUCGCGGCCAUUUUGUUUUUCUCCCCGGUCAUGUGAUUUUUAAGCUUCACGCGCCGGAAAUCACGUCAGCGUUUACUACAGUGUUUACUCUAGCGUAUCCAGCUGUCAGACAGUAAAAAAUGCGUUUUAAGCAGACCAAUCCUCAGCCUAUCAGAAGCAAUCCUCAGCCUGUCAGAAGCAAGUACAGACUGUAUUCACCAAGUGCAUUAACAAGUGCAUACAGAUGUGUUAAAGAAGAUGGUUUGUCAGUGCUGAAGGCGUCUAGAAUGUACAGUGUACCUGAAAAUACACUGAGAGACAGGGUUCUAGGAAAAAUUGACCCAGAAACUGUUGUUAUGGGAAAAGUGCCCCUAUUUGAUCAGUAUGAAGAGUCAAAAAUAGCAAAUCAUUUUAAAGAAAUGGCUAGCUACGGAUACGGUUACACAAGACAAGAAUGUGUUGAUAUAGCUUCAGAUUAUGCUGUCCAGUUGGGAAAAAGGGAUAAGGACAAACGUCUGUCAAUAAAUUGGUUGAAAGGAUUUUUACAUAGAUGGCCAGAAAUGAAGGUUGUGAAACCACGUGGAUUAGAGUUUAUUCGGGCUAAAAUGACAAAGGAAAGCACAGUCAUGGAGUACUUGAACAUUUAG